Molecule: messenger RNA, 3540 nt
Organism: Rotaria socialis
Lineage: Eukaryota; Metazoa; Rotifera; Eurotatoria; Philodinida; Philodinidae
Source: the annotation of a GenBank genome assembly
AUGAGCCAUACAAAAAAGCAUAAACGGCAUCGUCAUCAUUCGGACGAUGAACGAGAUGAAGAUGAACAUCGAAAACAGCAUCGACCGAAACCAAUAGAACAACCUAUUGAAGAACCAGCUAUAGAUCCAUUAUUUGAUUGGCUUAGUCGACGUGAUUAUCUUACUGAGACAUAUCUAAUUGAUACUGUUGUGUUCAGUUCUCCAACAAGUAUUGAAGAUUUUUGGAAAUUUGUACAAAAAUAUCAAUUAUUUCAACAACGACGAAAGCAACCACCUAAAUCAACAUCACCUGAUGCUGAUCAGCAACAAUCGAAUAUAUUAAAUAUACCAAUAGUUUAUGAGAAAAAAUAUCGUUUGAAUUUCUCCAUCACAAUAAAUAAAUCAACAAUACAGAAUGUUCCACGUUAUGAUAUGACUGGUGAGAAAAUUAUUGAUCAUCAUCGAUUGUCGCCAACGCGAUUAGCUGAAUUUAAAUCCAUCAUUGAAUAUUAUUUUGAUUUUAAUCAAAAAGAAAAAUUUAAACGUAUUCAUAAACUUCGACAAGAUCAAAAUAAUCUUCCGAUUGCCAACCAUCGUCGGGAGAUUUUAGAGGAAUUAAAAACUCAACAAGUUAUUUUAAUUGCCGGUGAUACCGGCUGUGGUAAAUCAACACAGAUUCCAAGAUUUUUGCUCGAAGCUGGUUUUGAUAAAAUAGCAUGUACACAACCAAGGCGUAUCGCGUGUAUUUCGUUGGCUAAGCGCGUUAGUUAUGAAACAUUAAAUGAAUAUGAUAAUCAAGUUGGAUAUCAAGUUCGUUUUGAAAAAACUCGAGAAAAAUCGACUCGAAUUAUAUUUAUGACAGAAGGUAUUCUCUUACGGCAACUCCAAACAGAUUCAUCUCUAUCCGAUUAUGAUAUAUUGGUUAUUGACGAAGUACAUGAACGUCAUUUAUUUACUGAUUUUAUUUUGGGUAUUAUUAAAUGCCUGAUAACUCAACGACGAGAUCUUAAAGUUAUUCUUAUGUCGGCAACAAUUAAUAUUGAGCUAUUUUCAAAAUAUUUCGAUAAUUGUCCUGUUGUGAAAGUGCCCGGUCGUUUGUAUAAAAUUCAAGUAAAUUAUCUUCCAAUUAAAGUUGAAGAAUCAGCAGGAAAAACGUCGAAAAUCGAUGCAAAACCAUAUUUACGUAUUAUGGAACAAAUUGAUAAUAAAUAUCCAUCGACCGAUCGUGGUGAUAUGCUUAUCUUUUUAAGCGGUUUAGCUGAAAUUCAAGGAGUUAUGGAAGCAGCUCAAUCGUAUUCUCAAGAAAAUCAACGCUGGAUUGUUCUUCCAUUACACAGUGCACUUUCGCUCGAAGAACAAGAUAAAGUAUUUGAUAUGCCACCUGAAGGUGUACGCAAAUGUAUUAUAUCAACCAAUAUAGCUGAAACAUCAGUUACAAUCGAUGGUGUACGUUUUAUUAUUGAUUCGGGAAAAGUGAAAGAAAUGUCCUAUGAUGGAAAAUAUAAAAUGCAACGUUUACAAGAAUUUAACAUCAGCCGUGCUAGUGCUGAACAACGUAAAGGUCGUGCUGGACGUACAGGGCCUGGCGUCUGUUUUCGUUUGUAUAGUGAGCAAGAUUAUAUAACUUUUCAAGAAUAUUCAACGCCAGAGAUUCGUCGUGUACCGUUGGAUUCACUUUUAUUACAGAUGAUUUCCAUGGGUUUAAAAGAUCCGAGAAAAUUUCCAUUUGUUGAAGCGCCAGACAUGACAGCGAUUGAUAGUGCUUUACUUCGUCUUCAAGAGCAAGCAGCUUUAUCCACAAUCGAUUGUUCAUUGACACCUAUUGGUUCAAUGCUUGCUCGAUUACCUGUGGAUGUUUCCAUAGGAAAAAUGUUGAUUUUUGCUUGUAUUUUUCAAUAUGUCAAUCCAAUAUUAAUCAUGGCAUCAGCAUUGAGUAUUCAAUCACCAUUUCUUAGUUUUCUACAAUGUGAUCCUGAAACGAUAACACGUCGUCGACCAAUGAUGUCGACUCAUGGUGAUCCGUUUACAUUGUUAAAUGUUUUUGAUGAAUGGAUUUAUGUCAAAUCCGAUGGACAAGUUACUCGUACAUGGUGUAAACGACGCGGUGUUGAAGAACAACGUCUGUAUGAUAUAACAAAACUUCGUCGGCAAUUUCAAGAUAUCCUUCGAGAUUAUAAUUUAGAAAUUGAUUAUCAACAAGUAAAACGACGUACAACACUUGAAAAACGUGAACAUUGGAAGAAAAAACAACAAUUAAAAGAUCUCAGAUCAGAACAUGAUAAGGAGUCAAAACAAAGAAAAUUUCUUAAAUUAGAAGACUCAUCGAUAACUAAUACAAUGAAUGAUGAUCAUGGCGAAAAUAAUUUGACAAAAGAAGUCAUGAAAACAACUGACAAAAUCCGCGAUAUUGAAUUUCGACUUAUAAAUGAUCUAUCGACAUUAAAAGACAUGUCGACGGAUAGUCAAAAUUAUCGAUCGAAAGAUAUAAACAUGUUGAAAUUAAUUCUUUGUUCUGGCCUCUAUCCACAAGUUGCAAUUGCUGAUGAAUUUAAUAAUUACAAACGGGAUUGUGAUCAAUUUUUUCAUACAAAAACUAAACAAUUCGUUGUUCUACAUCCGACUUGUGUUUUCACCUAUGAUCCCGACAAUCUACUUCCUCCAACUUCAGCCAAGACAACAACUAGUUCAAAUAAUAAAAAACAAGUAUUUAGCAAUCGACAUGAACUUCUCGUCUACGUUACAUUACUGGAAACGAAUAAACCAUAUAUUAUGAAUGUCAUGCGUACACCUGCCAUGCAAACGCUAUUUCUUUAUGCAUCGACCAUUGAAACAAAUAAUGAUUUUACUCGUAUACUUUGUGAUCAAUGGCUGGAAGUCACAUUUGAAAAUGCUGAGACAGCACAAGGUGUUAUAUCAUCAUUAUUACUUUUACGUAAUGCUCGUGAUCUACUGCUUCAAAUGACAUUGCAAGACUUAAAUAAAUCCAUUGAUGUUGAGCUUCUGUCUAAACCGCGUACAUAUCAAUUGCAACAUUUACUAUCAAUGAAAAUGGCUGAUUUUCUUGAAAAUUCAUGUGUUUAUGCUAUUCGACGUGUUUUAUCGGCCGAAUUAGAUACUAUAUAUCGGCCACAAAACGUCGAAAAUGCAGACGAUGAUGAUAGUACUAUUCGCAAAGAAAGUACUAAAAUCAAUGAAUAUUUAACAUAUAAUUGUUUACGCUCUAAUGAUGAUCAAGAAUCAUUUUGGUCCGAAUAUGCAGGUUCUACAAUGCAAAUACAUUGGGUGUGUCCGUAUUGCAACGAAGAUAUUCUUGUUAAUCCUGCUGAGCGUGUAGCACAUGAAAAUCAAUGUCAACUAAGUUCUUUAUGUAAUAAUGAAAAUCCAAUUUUCAAAUCAGCACAGUCGACAACGAACAAAAGUAGUUUAUUAAGCAACUUAACAACCGUAGCAAGUACGUCAACAACACCUGUCCCGUCGACAAAAGAUUAUCAUUGUGAUACAUGCCAACAAACAUUCAAAUUCACAAGUAUAGAAAUACUCCGACAUCGUGCUACACAUUAA